Molecule: messenger RNA, 5984 nt
Organism: Menidia menidia (Atlantic silverside)
Lineage: Eukaryota; Metazoa; Chordata; Actinopteri; Atheriniformes; Atherinopsidae
Source: the annotation of a GenBank genome assembly
AUGCUCGCCCUCUCCGCCGACAUGGACGACUCCUCGUCGCUGCUGGAUCUCCUGGAGUGCUCGGUGUGCCUGGAGCGCCUGGACACCACCGCCAAGGUGCUGCCGUGCCAGCACACCUUCUGCCGCCGCUGCCUGGAGAACAUCGUCAGCUCCCGGAACGAGCUCCGCUGCCCGGAGUGCCGCAUCCUGGUGGACUGCGGAGUGGACGACCUGCCCGCCAACAUCCUCCUGGUGCGCCUCCUGGAUGGUAUCAAGCAGCGGCCCCAGCGAGGGAGCUUAGGGGGAGGAGGAGGAGGAGGAGGUGGAGGAGUGGGAGCGGGCGGCAGGCAGUCCCUGGCCGGGGGCGCUCUGCAGGGGUACGCGGCCGGGAUAUGCGCCUCCCCGCCGGGCACCGCGAUCCGAGAGCUGCCCGUGGCCACCAGGAGCUCCCCCGUCAAGAAUAUCCCGGCGCUGCCAUGUGGUAAAGCCCUCUACUCCUAUGAGGGCAAAGAACCAGGUGAUCUUCAGUUUUCCAAGGGUGACAUCAUCAUCCUGCGGCGCAAGGUGGAUGACAACUGGUACCACGGGGAGCUCAAUGGUUGCCACGGUUUCUUACCAGCCAGUUACAUCCAGCUGUUGCGUCCCUUGAGUCAAACUCCUCCCCAGGGCAAGGCGCUGUAUGACUUUGAGGUCAAAGACAAAGACCAGGAUAAAGACUGUCUGGCCUUCAGCAAGGAUGAGGUGCUAACAGUAAUCAGGCGAGUAGAUGAGAACUGGGCAGAAGGAAUGCUAGGCGACAAGAUUGGAAUCUUCCCCAUCCUCUAUGUUGAGUUAAAUGAGACAGCGAAGCAGUUGAUGGAGAUCGACAAGCCUCUGCCAGCCAAUGCGCCAGGUCCGAGCUCCGACCCAGCCCCGUUGGGCCCCUGCACCCCGGGACCCUCGCCGAGCGCCUCCCCAUCCAAUGGGAACGGCUCUGGCCACCGGAGGAGCGAGGGAAAGAAAAACGCCAAGAAGAGGCAUUCGUUUUCUGCCCUGUCCGUUAGCCAGAGGGCCGCCCAGCUGAACAACAGGCACAGCAUGGAGAUCUCCCACCCGGUCCUCAUCAGCUCCUCUGACCCCAGAGCUGCUGCGCGCAUCCAGGAUGCAUCUCCACCUGGUCCCUCGCCCUCCUCGGCAGGCGUUCCGCUGUCCCCCAAAGUGGCCUCUCUAACCUCGGAGCUGUUGGCCCAUGCGAAGGUGCAGCUGCCACUCAACAUAUAUUUGGCUCUGUAUGCUUACAAACCCCAGAAGGCAGACGAGUUGGAGCUUAGGAAAGGGGAGAUGUACCGGGUAACAGAGAAGUGUCAGGAUGGAUGGUUCAAAGGCACCUCGCUGAGAACGGCUGCCUCUGGUGUCUUCCCAGGAAACUACGUCACCCCUGUGUCCAGGGCUCCAUUUGGGGUUGGUGCUACGCGGGGCUCGUGUUUGUCCAGUCCAGUCGGUGGAGGAAGUGGGUGCAGUCAGGCAUCGAGCAAAGUUUCCGACCCUUCGUCCCCGGGCCCCUCUUCGUCCCGUCCCUCCACCCCGCUCGUGACCUCAGCCAACUCUGUUAACAGCAUCAGCCUCGUCUCCUCGCCGCAAACUGCCGCCACCCAGCUGAAGAACUGCCUGCGCUUUAGCCAGCACACGGUCAACCAGGCACGCACCUCAAUGCAGCUCGUCCACAGUCCUCCCGCUGGGAGCCCGGAGCGGCCUGCAGUGGCCCUCUCCCCCCUGCGUCCUCAGAGCUCCUCCCCGCUGCGCUGCCCGGGCCAGUCGGGCCGUCCCCACUCCAUGGUGUCCCCGGCGUCCAGUUUAGGGCCCUCCCCCCUCUCCUCCCCGGCCUCUCGUCCCAUCCUCCCCCUCUCCUCCCCGCUCACCUGCCUCACCCCUCCAAACGUUUCGGCAGUGCUCCUCAACGGCGAGCCGGCCAGUCCCCUGCAGCCGCCGUCCCCGGGCCCGUCCAGCGCCUCUGCUCACGGUGCCCUCGCACCCAAACCAGAGAAGAAGGAGAGGAAAGCUGCAGGUUUAUUAAAGCUCUUGUCGGGGGCAGCAGCUAAGAAGAAAUCCCGUUCGCCCCCUUCUUCUCCGCCUACCCAUGACCCCUCACUGUCUUGUCAAGGGGCUGUGGCAACCGACCCGACCCACCAUCCUCACCACCACCACCACCAUGCCCGUUCCGGUUCCUGUCCCAUGGCCUCACAGGGACGAGCUGGCUCCUGUCCAAUCGAAAGUGAGAUGGCAGGUGCCAUUGGGCUGGAGCCUCUACACAGGAAGUCUGGAUCUCUGGAUACCAACUUCCCCAUGUCACCGCCCACCACAAGAGCUGGCAGCGCUCUCAUGGUUCUCAGGCCAGAACCCAAACCUUUGUCAAGAGAGAGGUUUCGGGUUGUGGUUCCUUACCCUCCUCAGAGCGAGGCGGAGAUUGAGCUACGGGAAGGGGAUGUGGUGUUCGUUCAUAAGAAGAGGGAGGACGGCUGGUACAAAGGCACCCUGCAAAGGACAGGACAGACAGGACUGUUUCCGGGCAGCUUUGUCGAGAGUUUCUGAACUACAGCCAGCGGACAAGCAGACAUCCUCCCGUAUCUGAGUUAUACAACACACAAGCACACACACACCAACUUGUUUUUUCUAUCUUUGUAGUGUUUCACCACUGACAUUGUCCAUUCUCGAGCCGCCACAGCUAACCCUGACCCUAAACCAAACACGAACCUGCAUCUAUCUCCGACCAUAAAACAAAGUUUUUACCAUCAAAAAAGCCCUCUAACCAUGUAGGAUCCACCAUUUGGAUCAUAUGAAUAUAGGAAAACAAGAUCAUGAACAUGAACACACAUUCACACAAUAGUUUGGCUGAUAUUGGUUUGACUUUUAACUUCCUUUGAAAAAUAAAAUAACAAAUACAAAGUUAAAACCUGCCUUAAGAAGCUUCUAACCCUUCAAAUAUGUAAUUAACCUGGAUUAAAGAUAGAUAAACUGUUCAACAACACUGGACUUACCAAUCGUAAUAUAUUUGAUGAAACCACAAAGCAUCAUGAGUGGUAACUAUUGGCCUUCGGAAAUCCACAGUAGUCAAAUCAUUUAAACACAUUCACACACUCUAGGGUAGGAUUUACUCAUUACUCAUGUUUGAGACCCAGGAACUUGACUACUGAAGCCACAGACUGAAAGAGCACAGAAAGAUGAGUCCUAACUCUUGGUUCUCCUCUUCAGCAUCAUCCACCAGCAAGCACUAGCACAAAAAGCAUUAGCUCUGCUUUUCCACAGAGACCUCAGAACUUGAAUCCGGGUGCUUUCUUUCUUUGAGAAGAGAAAUUAUACAGCCAGGUGAUGAGGGACAUGCGCCAGCCUACACUCCACCAUCAUUGUAAGCACAUUUCUGCGAUCAAUCUGUGACAACAAGCACAUGUUUCUUUUCAGUCCAGUAUAUGUUAAGAAUGCAUGUAGCAUUAUUACGUUAUUUUCUAUGUUGUGGUCAGUGUUUGUGUUGUCCUGCUGUGAUAAUCUGUCACAAGACAUUUUAUUUAAAAAGCAAUGGUGCAAGAAGUUAAGCCCAAAUUGGAUAAUUGAUUUUUCUAUUUAUAUGUCUUAAUUAAAUGUCUUCAACUUUUAACGUUCAUUGAAUCAGACUUUCAUAGAACCCCAAAGCCAGAUUAACCCGAGUUAGCUGGCUUGUUGAAUGUAAGAAAAAAACAGAAAGUCACACCAAAUCAGAUUUUAUUUUUAUUUUCCCUUGUAUUUAUGAAGUUGUUUUUGAAUUUUUGGUAUGAGAUUAGAAACAAAUGCACUUGGUGGUAUCGUCAGAGCCUGCCUUUAUAUUCACAUACAGUAUUUUAAACAUGUAUUUACUUGUCUGAGGGAUUUUCACAGCUUCUUGUCCAGUCUCUCUAUUUUGAAAUUGUUUUUAUGUAAGCAGUCACAAACCAGUGCGGCAAAAUGACUAAUCUUUAUCCAGCCUUUUCAGUUUGAAACAUGGACCUUUCUUAACAUACAAACAGAAAAUAAUUAUAGGACUGUCAUUGGAAAUGUAUUGCUUAGUUUUUGAAGGAUCUUUUGUUAUGGGGACUCAUCUUCCUCAGAUCUUUCUGGGAAAGUUGUCAACAAUUUUUGUCUGACUGCACCAACAUCUCGGAAUUAAAAUGAGCAAAUCCAAUGCCCUUGUAUGAAUGUACAGUCGACUGGGGAAGAGGAUACCUGCCAGUCAGGAGGAAAGACACAAAUUUUUGCUCGAGCAACUGCCAGCCUUUAAAUUUUUAUCUUGGAGCUUGGAUCCAGUCUGGUUUACAUUCUAGCACAGUCCUCUACCCUCUGUCCCUGUUUGCGGAGACUGAAGAGCAAGAACACAAAGACAAGACUUAUUCUUAUUACCAAGCACAAAAAUGUCCAGUUCAUCCCAACCUGACUGUAAACAGAGUGUCUGUUAGUGACUGUUGAUCCUCCUUGGUUGACUGCAUUGCUAUGACAACAUAAUAUAUAUAUUUUUUUCAUUUCAUCGUUUAACAAAAAUGUCUAAAUUGACAAAACUCGAGAGUUUGGGAUAUAUUAUUUUUAUCAGAGUAAAUGUAGUCAUGAUGUCAUCCUACUAGAUCCUCAAAGAUUUGGAGCAUACAAGCACAAGCAAGAAGAAAAGAGCAGAGAUAACAAAUUAGAAAUGGAGAUACUGUAAAACCUUCCCAUCUUCACCUCCCAAAAUAGUUUUUGUUGAAUAUAUUAUUAAGUAUUGGUAAGAAAGAGGAACAAGCCUGCAUUUUUAAAAAGCAAGGCUCUUCUGGUCCAUGGCACAACAGAUGAAACCAAAAAACUGUUUGAAUUAUUUUACUGCAAUUAUUUUUACUGCAACAGGUCUCAGCUUAUAUAAGCUUGUAAUUUUUUUGUUUAUAUAUGGAUAUAAAUAGACUUUGUUUGAUUUUAAACACAUUACAUGUUUGGCCUGUUUGGUCUAUCUAUUGACAGUGUAUUUAAGUAUUCAAAACCGAGACAUCUGAAUAUCAGCGGGGCAUUUUGAUUCAAAAGGGCAACUAUUUUUCCUGACACUACCAAAAGGGACAGUUGCAUGACACCCAUGUAAACAAAUCCCUGUUUUCCUUUCAAAUCUGUCAGUCAAGCCUUAGUGCCUACAUAUGUCAGCAAAUACACAAACUUUGCAGAACAGUGGCCUCUCUCCCAGUCUUUUUGUCAGUAUACCGAGCCCGCUGGUUGCUUUCAAUCAGCUCUGUUCUGUUUGGCUCGCUAAUUAAUACCAGCAGAUCCCAGAUCAACUCUUAACAAUCCCUGAGCAGUUUUUUUAUUUUAUUUUUUUUAUCCAUUUGUUUUAGUCCUGAACUAAGGACUCAGAUUUCUACAAUGGAAAACCUGAUCAUAGUUUUUUUUAGUUUGUGCCACAGAUCAGCUUUCCAUGGCGUUGAUGCUCUGAGUUGAAAGAGUUUACAACGGUUAAAAAAUGUCAGGAAUAACACCACUGCACAGUGGUCACUUUAGAUCAAAUAACUUGAAGUGCUGGUUUUCUUUUCUUUCUUUUUUUUUUUCUUGUGUCUAAAUUGUGUGACGUAAGCUUGUCAUUCACUCAGCUUCCUGGUUGUAAAAUGAUGCUUGAAAGUUUACGUUGACAGCUUGAAAAAAUGCGACAGAAUCCUAUAAAGGAGUUGUAAUUCCUUCUGGGCACGGACUUUUCAAAUGAACAUCCACAUGAUGCUCAAUCUACAAUUGGACUGACAUGAAAUGAGCUGGAUAGCCUGCUGAUUUGGGCUGAUGGAGGCACCACUGUUGGCACACGCGGUCCUGUUCUGACAGCACUCGCAGGAGCUUGGCGGUAGGCCGGUAAAGUUGCCACCAUGGCACCUGUUUCAGAUUGCCUCCUCAUACAUGAUGGAUUUAGGCACUGUAUGCUCUGCUCCCAGGAAGCUUGAGCGCUCACUCUGCCAUUUUCAAUUUAAUGUCAGCCAUAUUUGUUCUUAUGGAGAAUUGUAUGUGUUUGUGUGUGUGCGUGUGUG